Oryctolagus cuniculus (rabbit) is the source of this 2371-nucleotide messenger RNA. It is a transcript of the gene TMEM102, whose product is annotated as transmembrane protein 102. Lineage: Eukaryota; Metazoa; Chordata; Mammalia; Lagomorpha; Leporidae. The record is from RefSeq and is a predicted model, not a curated record.
AGAAGGGGCGUGGCCUAACUGGAGGGGCGUGGCUACGUGGGCAUCAGGAAGAAGUCACCUGUUGACUCGUUCUACCCUUUCUCUUGCCUACCCUUGUGGCUACCGCUGAGGGGGAAUCUGCAGACCAAUAAGCCUCUUCCGAAAGAGAUCCAUUCGUGGACUGUGGGACCCUCGGUGGGCUCCGGGAAGAGGGAGGAGGAACGGAGGCCACUUUCUGGCAGCAAAGGAAAACACCCGUGUAGGCUCUCGGCUGCCCGUGUUUCCUCCAACCCGAGACGGCAGAGCUGCAUGGCUUCCACGGUCUGGGCAAGUGCCCCCUGGUGGGGCCCGCCGCCCCCCGCCCCAGCCCGGCCGCUCACGGACAUCGACUUCUGCUCUGGGGCGCAGCUGCAGGAGCUGACCCAGCUGAUCCAGGAGCUAGGUGUGCAGGAGAGCUGGAACAACGGGCCCAAGCCGGGAGCCGACCUCCUCCGGGCCAGGGAUUUUGUCUUCUCUUUGCUUGGUCUCGUCCACCGCAGAGACCCCCGCUUUCCUCCCCAGGUAGAGCUCCUGCUGCUACGUGGUGGAAUUCGCGAGGGUUCCCUGGAUCUAGGGCAUGCACCCCUGGGCCCCUACGCCCGGGGGCCUCACUACGACGCUGGCUUCACACUCCUGGUGCCGGUGUUUUCGCUGGAUGGCACCGGGCAGGAGCUGCAAAUGGACCUGGAAUCCUCUUCCGCUUGGCUCCGCCUGCCAGAGCUGGUGUGCGGGACCUCAGUCCGGGAGGCCUGGCACGAUUGCCUGGGACCCCCAGUGCCAGGAGGGCAGGAUUCCGUCCACCAAACCGAGGACAAAGGAAGUCCCACGGACUGGCAAAGCCCGCUGUACCAGCCGCAAGGUUACCUCACUGAGCCUGAGGCACACGUGUCUUUGGGAGAUUCACCAAGUGACGUCUUAGGGCCCGAGUCACCUCAGCCUGACGUCACUGAUACUGGCUCUCCCGCACCGUUGAAAAACCUAAAUAGUGAUGUCACCAAGGCAGCCGUCCAGAGCGGAGUCCCAAAGCCAUUGGAGGCUCAGGAGGCGUGGCCCACUCUGUGCCCCACGCAGGUGGCCGCCUGGUUCUUUGCUACACUGGCCGCGGUCGCCGAGUCCCUAAUCCCGGUGCCAGGAGCGCCACGCCUGGUGCACGCAGCUCGCCACGCCGGUUUCACCACGGUCCUCCUGGCUACGCCCGGGCCCCCGCGCCGCCUCCUGCUCUUCGACCUGAUCCCCGUGGUGUCCGUGGCCGGCUGGCCCUCUGGAGCUCGGAGCCACUCGUGGGCUGGUCCACUGGGCUGCGAGUCGGCCUCCUUCUACCUAGUGCCGGGUGGCGGCACCGAGCGACGGGGCGCCUCCGAAUGGCAGCUCUGUUUCGCCCGCCAGGAGCUGGCGCUCAAAGCGCGCGUACCGGCGCCGCUGCUGCAGGCGCACGCGGCGGCCCAGGCGCUGCUGCGCCCGCUGGUGGCGGGGACUCGGGCCGCGGCGCCCUACCUCCUGCGGACGCUGCUGUACUGGGCGUGCGAGCGGCUGCCCGCGCUCUACCUGGCGCGGCCGGAAAAUGCGGGCGCCUGCUGCCUCGGGCUGCUGGACGAGCUGGGCCGUGCGCUCGAGGCCGGAAAGCUGCCUCACUAUUUUCUGAGCCGCCGACAGCUCAGCGCUGGGGAUGGCUCCCCUGCGCUGCUGGGGGCAUUGGUCCAGCUCCGUGGGGACCCUGUCCAGGCCCUGCGAGCGGCGGUGGAAGAAGCCAAGGUUGCCCGCAAGGGGGGCGGCUUGGCGGGCGUGGGGGGCGGGGCGCAUUAAAGACGCUGCUCCUACCGGCGUGGAAAACGCUUCUUUCCACUGGCGAUCGCGACGUAGAAGGCACUGGUCACCCCUCGCCCAGGAGACAGACUGCGCCCCGUGCCCACCGUCCAGUUCGCAGUAGGCUUCCCUUCAGGUCCUCAUGCCCCCGCCGGCCCUGCGGCUCCAGCCACUCUCCAGAUCUGCCGACAGCACCUCUCCCUCCCGGAUGCAGCCUCCCGCAACCAGCCCUCCCCACUUCUUUUAGUCUUUUAUCUUCGGAGCCCGUACAGAUGGGAGGAAUGUAUUUGCUGACAAAAUGCGGAAGGCAUUGGGGUAUGGAGACCAAGGACUGAUCAGUUGGAUUAAAGAGGCCAGGUUUCGCCCCGGGCUGGGUCUCAUCCCUACCCCCAUGUCUCCAGUUCUGCCCUCGCUUCCAGACCGGGCAUUAGUGUCCCUCUCUUCAUUCUCCCCGUGGCCGCCAUUCCAUCUCUGCGAAGCCCAGCCUCUCCCCCAAUCCACAGCUCCGCUAAUGAGGCCUCCUUGUCCCUCUCCCUCUGAACCCCGAGGC